AUGGAUCCUUACUCUUCUCCUUUCCCAAAAUGCCCGUGGCAACAGGGACAGUAUCAACAAAUUUCACCUUCUCAAUCAAAUGUGUCCGGCACACUUUCAGGCUCAACAGCCUUCUCGUCGUAUAAUUCAAGCAAAAAGAGAGCUUUAUCAAACAAACCCAAUGCAAUUUUCAUGGGAAAUGAUGACGAUCUACAUAAUCCAGGACCCAAGAAUGGCGCUCGAGCAGAUGAUGACUCUGGCAGUAUAUUCACCCUUCGAGGAUUGAUGAAUAUCGGUACAUUGGUCACUGUUGCUUCAUCUCUUCUGAUGUUGUUUGCAGGUUACCCGAUCCUUGUGUUCGUAAUAGGUCACGGUGAAGGGAACAAAGGGGGUUACAACUUGGGUGGAACAAAUGCCACAGGUCAAGUACCUUUUUUGGUAGAUAUGCCAUCGUUGAUCGAUAAGGAUACACCCCAAGAAGCAUACACUCGUUUGAGCUUGGAUGGAAAGAAAACGAUGAAGCUUGUCUUUAGUGAUGAGUUCAACAAGGAUGGAAGAAGCUUUUACCCCGGAGAUGACCCAUUUUGGGAAGCGGUGGACUUGCAUUAUUGGGGUACAGGGAAUUACGAAUGGUACGAUCCAGCCGCCGUGACUACAGAGAAUGGCAAUCUGGUAAUCUCCCUGUCCGAAGCCCCUGAGCACAAUCUGAACUUCCGGGGAGGGAUGCUAACUUCAUGGAACAAGUUGUGUUUCACAGGAGGGUACGUUGAAGUGAGCGUGGUACUGCCGGGUUCACCUGACAUUAGCGGUCUUUGGCCAGCAGCAUGGACGAUGGGCAACCUUGGAAGAGCAGGUUAUGGUGCAACUACGGACGGAAUGUGGCCUUAUUCGUAUGAUACAUGUGAUGUUGGUACGUUGUCCAAUCAGACAUGGCCAGCAAGUAUGGGAGGAGGUCCUGUUGCGGCUGAAACGACUGGUGUAUACGUGGAUCAAUAUGGACCCGGAUUGAGUUAUUUGCCUGGUCAACGAUUGAGCAGAUGUACAUGUCCGGACUUUGAUGAUCAUCCUGGUCCAAAGCAUAGCGAUGGUAGCUGGGUAGGCAGAUCAGCACCGGAGAUUGAUAUCAUCGAAGCACAAGCCAGUGGAACUAGAGGAUUACCCGGACACGUUUCCAUGUCUAUGCAAUUGGCACCUUUUGAUGCAGGAUACAAUAUGUCUACAAAAGCAGACGCAUAUACCUUUUACGAACCAGAAGCGAUUUUGAAUUCGUAUACCGGAUCUGUAUAUCAACAAGCAGCAAGUGGAUUGAUCACUACAGACAGGGACAAUUACGAAGACAAUGGGAUGAAGUAUGCCUCUUACGGGUUUGAAUAUAAGCCAGGCGGUACACCAGACGCAUACGUGACCUGGACGAAAGACAGUCAACCGAUGUGGAAGAUGAGUACAGAGGCAAUCGGUCCAAAUGUUCAAACGGAAAUUGGACAAAGGACUGUACCACCAGAGCCACUGUACAUCAUUCUCAAUUUGGGUAUGUCAAGCAGUUUCACUUAUGUCGAUUUCGAUAGAUUACACUUUCCCGCAAAGUAUUACGUUGAUUAUGUUCGGAUUUGGCAACCUGAAGAUGAAGAAAACAUUGGCUGUGACCCCCCGGACUUCCCGACUUUUGACUACAUCAACAAACAUUGGGAGGCGUACAAUAAUCCAAAUUUGACCAUCUGGCACGGAGAGCGUUCAGUGGGCGCUUACGAUCAGCCAAGACCACCAAAUAGAUUAGUCGACAAGUGCUGA
Molecule: messenger RNA, 1767 nt
Organism: Meira miltonrushii
Lineage: Eukaryota; Fungi; Basidiomycota; Exobasidiomycetes; Exobasidiales; Brachybasidiaceae
Product: concanavalin A-like lectin/glucanase
Exons: 5
Coding region: 1-1767 (588 amino acids)
Biological process (GO): fungal-type cell wall organization; (1->6)-beta-D-glucan biosynthetic process
Cellular component (GO): endoplasmic reticulum membrane; plasma membrane
Molecular function (GO): glucosidase activity
Source: RefSeq, a predicted model, not a curated record